AUGGCGGAGGUCAGCCUAAGUACUAUACCUCCUCCUGGAGGUUAUGCACCCGACCCCCCUUCCGAUGUUCCCGACCCAUCCAAUCCACUGCAUCGAUGUAUUCACUGUAAACAUCGGAAGGAUGCUGCUUAUGACCUGAAGCGCAAUGGAGAGUAUUAUGCUAAGUGUAAGGCUUGCCGUGAGAGUCAUACAUCUUCUAGGAAGCGCCCUCGCUAUCAACGAGAUACAAGCGCAUUAAUCCAGAGGCAAGUGAAGCCUCGUCUACAGUCGGAAGGAUUCUUUCCCCGAGGUCAACACGAGGAAGAUACUCCUUCUCAAGCAGCAGUUCGCAGAGACUUCGUGGAUAUUCAACGUGAGCACCGUUCUCGCAGGAGACACGGUGAGAUUGUCUCUUCGACGCCCAAUUUCGAUGACUUCGUUACACAACGGACGCGUCCGCCUGGACAGUAUCCUGGCGCGACCCAUGUUCCAUCCCGGACUCCACCUAAUCUGUCCCAGCUUGGAAAUCCAAUCUUUCCGCCUAUUGAAGACGAGCAGGAGGAUGACUCUGUGACACCUACCGUGAAGAGUCUCGGAAAGUGA
Molecule: messenger RNA, 582 nt
Organism: Eremomyces bilateralis CBS 781.70
Lineage: Eukaryota; Fungi; Ascomycota; Dothideomycetes; Eremomycetales; Eremomycetaceae
Exons: 3
Coding region: 1-582 (193 amino acids)
Source: RefSeq, a predicted model, not a curated record